AUGCUCCGCGCAAGCUGCCACACGGCUGCCAAGGCCACAUCCUGCAUCGCCGCUGCUGGUGCUGGUGCUGCUGUCGCUACCACCUCCAGCGAUGAACGGGAUGGACUCCGGUUAUUGUUGUUGCCGCUGCUGUUCUGCUCGUACGGGUUGUGGCUGUUUCCCUCUUCACGUGCACGGGACGCUAUAGAGGCGCUGCGAGAACCGGCUGCCUCGUCGCCCCUCGCCGCGGCCAUCGCCACAAACGAGGGCAGCGCAAACGAGCCUCCGAACUCCUCCGUGUCACCUUCAAGCUGCAGUUGCUGCUCCCUUUGGCUGGAGGCCGCCUCACUGCGCCCGUGGAGGGCACUGGCCGGUUCUGUUUCCCAGCCGCUUGAUCCUGACUUUUCUUGCGGUUUUUGCUGUUGCUCCGCGGUGAUGUUGCAAGGGCGCAAGAAUCCCUGCUCCAGCACGGCGUCCACGAGCUGUGCCAACGCCUUCGACUUCGGGUGUUCCCUCAGUCGCAGUGACGCAAAGAACAUUUCGCGAAACAGCUGA
Molecule: messenger RNA, 534 nt
Organism: Trypanosoma grayi
Lineage: Eukaryota; Euglenozoa; Kinetoplastea; Trypanosomatida; Trypanosomatidae
Exons: 1
Coding region: 1-534 (177 amino acids)
Source: RefSeq, a predicted model, not a curated record